Messenger RNA from Ipomoea triloba (trilobed morning glory), 1075 nucleotides. Its product is annotated as ethylene-responsive transcription factor ERF038-like. NCBI's taxonomy places the organism in Eukaryota, Viridiplantae, Streptophyta, Magnoliopsida, Solanales, Convolvulaceae. The transcript has a single exon. Gene Ontology annotation, biological process: regulation of DNA-templated transcription. Gene Ontology annotation, molecular function: DNA binding; DNA-binding transcription factor activity. The record is from RefSeq and is a predicted model, not a curated record. Bases 110 to 802 code for a protein of 230 amino acids.
CCAUCUCACCUCAAAAAGAUUUAAAGAGCAUUACACUAUAAGAGAAGCUUAGGCUAAGUGUCCCCCCACAUGCUCUCCUACUUCUUCUCCCUUCACACUUUUGUCUUCCAUGGAAGCGGACGACCACAUUCCCACAAAUAAAUAUCAAGCCGCCGUCUCGCCGCCGUCGACUUCAUCAAACGAAGCCGCCAAAGAAUCGGCUGACAGCCGGAAAAAGCAGACGGCGGCGCCGGCGCCGGCGGCUAAGAAGCCGAAGAAGAAUGACGACGGGAAACACCCAAUCUUCCGCGGCGUGCGGAAGCGGAGCUGGGGGAGAUGGGUAUCGGAAAUUCGCGAGCCGAGGAAGAAGUCGAGAAUCUGGCUCGGGACAUUCGCCACGGCGGAAAUGGCGGCUCGGGCUCACGACGUAGCCGCCAUAGCCAUCAAGGGCUCCUCGGCUGUCCUCAAUUUCCCCGAGUUAGCCGCCAAGCUCCCCCGCCCGGCUUCCAAGUCGGCCAAGGACGUCCAAGCCGCCGCCGCGAAAGCCGCAUCCCUCGACUACCCGCCGGACCCGCCCAGCCGAGCCGAACCCGAGCCAUUCUCCCCCGAGGAAACCGCAACUUCCGAAUCCUCGUCGGAUUCUCCGUCGAGCUUCAACGAGGACCCGUUUCUCGGCCUUCCGGAUCUUCUCUUCAACCCGGCCCACCAAGCCGCCGCCCCCGAGUUCGGCUACGCUUCUUCGCCGUGGCACCAGCUGGCUGGAUUCGAGCCGUUUCACACUGAUAUUUGGUCAGAAGAGAAUUUUCUGUGGGAUUACAGCUAAAAAGCAGCCGCCUUUUUAGCACAGCUAGCUCAAGCUGGUGAUUCUCCACUGGUAAAUCUGCAUGGCUUAAAGAGUGAUUAAUUAAUAUUGUUACUGUAAUUAAUCGCAGUAAAAUAUUAAGUUUUCUUUCAUAAAUCUUUGGAUUUACCUGUGGAAAAAAAGUUAUCCGAGGUAAAUGACAAGAACGAAAAUUUUAAUGUAAAUUAUUAAAGCGGAAUAAAACAUUCUCUUAGGCUCUGUUUGGAUUGAAUUUAUUUUUAUUAACGCGUUAAA